This is a messenger RNA of Centropristis striata (black sea bass), 1188 nucleotides long. It is a transcript of the gene dbndd1, whose product is annotated as dysbindin domain containing 1. The transcript is spliced from 4 exons. Gene Ontology annotation, cellular component: cytoplasm. The record is from RefSeq and is a predicted model, not a curated record. NCBI's taxonomy places the organism in Eukaryota, Metazoa, Chordata, Actinopteri, Perciformes, Serranidae. Bases 447 to 917 code for a protein of 156 amino acids. Gene Ontology annotation, biological process: negative regulation of protein kinase activity.
UUUGCCCUGGAUCUCUCUCUGUGUAUUCUGUACAUACCAAGCCAAGCCUCACAAUGCUGCAUUUACUAAAACAAGUGGCUUAGAAAUUUGCAGUGAUGUCGCUGUUCCCAGAGCUCCCUCUCUGUGGUGGACUCGCUCUGUGAGGCAGUGCAGCACUCAGACGGCUCUGAUGGCAGAGCAGGGCAGGUGGACUGAGCGAGAGGGGAAACCAGCAUCACCUGUUUGGGAAAUCUAGAACAACGGGUGACAAAAAAAAGAAAGAAGGAGGAGCAGAGAGUCUGUGGAGAGCAGAGGUCUCGUUGUGUCUACCCACCCACCCUACUCUCUCUCAUAUGCACACACACAGACACACUCUCCCUUCGCCUCUCCCUACUUCCCUCCCCGUUUGUCUACUCCACUCUCUAAUGCUGGUGUGGUGAACAGCAGGACACUCUCGGCUGAGCUGCAUGGAGGCACAGGGAGGGGCAGGGAGCCCAGAGCCCAAUAAAGACAUCCAGAAGCUGCUGAAGCCCUCCAGCUCAGGUGACCUAUCCAAGGAGUUGUUCCACCACCCAGCAGGGGAGGAGGAGGAGAGCGGCCUGUCGGGGCACACUGCGAGCCUGCUGCACAUCACCGAGAAGAGACAGCCACUGAGUAGUGUGUCUUCUUUGGAGGUGCACUUUGACCUUCUGGAUCUGACUGAGCUGACGGACAUGUCUGACCAGGAACUGGCUGAAGUUUUUGCAGAUUCCGAUGAGGAGAACCACAACGAGUCCCCAGCAGGUUCCCACCAGCCUGUGCUGCCCAGAGGUGGGUACAUGCGCUCCCCCUCGUGGACGCGCUGCAGCAAAGUCGAGCCCCCGCGAGAGAGAAAGCACCACAGCGACUCGGACACCGCAGAGCCCUUAAUGAAGCUGGAGAGGCCAAAACAGCCGUGAUGUGAAACCACAAAGACCACAGCGAGAGAAAAAACCCAGAGCCGGACAGACACAGCCAGAGCGAGAACACAACGCGGACCAAGAGGCCCCCAUCUGUCACUGUGCACUCACAAAAUGUUUCAUGGUGCUGACGAGUUCAGGAUGAGCUCUGGACAAUGUGCUCUGUACUCCCAACUAAAGAUGUUGAGAUGUGCAAUACACAUACUCUCCUCCUCCCUCCCUUUCCCUCCCGUCUCCUACUGGCUCUCUCUCACACACACAUAAACACGCA